CUUCUUGUGUUGUGUUAAAGGAGGAAUAAAUUCCAGUGAGAGUGAAAAUGUGUCAAGAAAAAAGGAAAUGUCAGAAGAAUUUGAAGCCAGUACUGUGGAUUCUCUGAUAAACAUGCCAUUUGCUACUAUAGAUAUUAAAGAUGAUUAUGAAAUCACUGAUGUACCUCAAAUGAAGUUGAAGAGGAAUAUAGAAAAUGAACAAAUCAAGAAUGAUCAAAUAAAGAAGAAAAAAAGGCAAAAAGACUAUCAACCCAAUUAUUUCCUGUCCAUUCCAAUUACCAACAAAGAGAUUAUAGGAGGAAUUAAGAUCCUGCAAAAUACAAUAAUACAACAAGAUAAGCGACUUGCCAAAGCAAUGGUCAGUGAUGGUUCCUUUCAUAUUACCCUGCUAGUGAUGCAGUUAUUAAAUGAAGAUGAAGUAAACAUUGGUAUUGAUGCACUUUUGGAAUUAAAGCCAUUCAUAGAAGAAAUCCUCCAAGGCAAACAUUUGACUUUGCCCUUUCAAGGGAUUGACACUUUUGGAAAUCAGGUUGGCUUUGUGAAGCUGGCAGAAGGAGACCACAUAAUCCCACUUCUGGAGAUAGCAGAGACUGCAAAAAAGACAUUUCAAGAAAAAGGCAUCCUGGCAGGAGAAAGUAGAAGCUUUAAACCUCAUCUAACUUUUAUGAAAUUGUCAAAAGCACCAUGGCUUCGUAAGAAUGGUGUGAAAAAGAUAGAUCCUGAAUUAUAUGAAAAAUUUAUCAGCCACAAGUUUGGAGAAGAAUUAUGCUCUCGAAUAGAUCUUUGCUCCAUGCUUAAGAAGAAACAAAGUGAUGGUUAUUAUCAUUGUGAGUCUUCAAUUGUGAUUGGCAAGAAACCUGUUGGAAUUCAAGACUUAAUUAAUGAAGCUUUACAUCGAGAAAGGAUGGGUCUCAAGGCCAAGGUGCAACAGAUAAAGGAACUUUUAUUAAAGCCUGAGACUCAGGCCAAAAUUAGGAGGGAGCUUUUUGAAGGAAGACUUAUUGACAAUAGUAAUCAAGUAAAUCAUGUUGAAUUCAGCGCGACUUUGACAUAAGCUUUUUGUUGUUAUCAUGAUAACAUAGUUAUGAAAUCUUUGCAGCUUCUUAAAUAUCUCUUUGGUAAAUACCAAAGUAUUCUGAUAGGUUCUAUACAACAGUGAACCAACAUUUGGUAAGGAAUUUCUUGCCAAAGAAAACCAAUUUUGCCCUGUUAUUUUUUGAGCUAAACUUGUGUUUUAGAAUAAUUGUUUCUGUAAUAUUGAGUCAUUUUAUAGAAAUGACUUCCUAAUUAGCUGUUGUGAGAUGUUUCUUGGGUCUUUGCAGACAAAAAAAUACAGACUGUGAAAAAAAUCAAUUACAGAAAAAACAAAACCAACAACAGUAUUUUAAGGGUCACUUGCUUCCUGUUGACAUGAUAUUAAAAUCAAAAGAAGCAUUGUCCAGCUGUCUACAUUUAGUGUUACUUUUAAUGAAAAUUUGAAUGUUUAUUGAACAUUAAUAGUACUUGAAUGAACAUUUAUAAAUAUAGUAAUUGUAAUCACUGGUUAUAAAUGUUUUAUAAUAUCCAUAUGUAUUAUUUUUCACUGAUCAAAAUGUAAUUUGCUUUGUCAUUUCUUAAUGAAUGAAUGUUUCAGAUUUUAUUUUCUACUUUUUUGAAGAUAAGCCCCAGGUCUUAUCAUAUCCUUUAUAAUUUGAAUUUGUUUGCACUGGUUCAAUUUUAAAGAGCAUUCUUGAAAAAUUUCUCCCCAUAUGAUUAUUGAUAACAGCUUUUUUUCUAUAGUCAUUGUAAAAUUGCUGCUACUCAUAGAUCAUGAUGGAAGGAGAAAUGAUUGGAGAUCAAAUAUGUAAUCAUUCAAAUAUAAAAUCCAGUUUGCUCAUGGAUUUUAGCUAUUUUUUCACUGGAUAAAUUAUAUUACAUUUAUUUAUAAGUGAGUUUAUGCAUUUUCAUGCCUCUUAAUAAAUGUAUUGUUUUCCCUUGU
Messenger RNA from Ictidomys tridecemlineatus (thirteen-lined ground squirrel), 1978 nucleotides. The record is from RefSeq and is a predicted model, not a curated record. Lineage: Eukaryota; Metazoa; Chordata; Mammalia; Rodentia; Sciuridae.